AUGAUUUUUGACUGCGACACACUGAUAUCACAUCUGCGAUGCACGUGUUGUCGUGGUCUCGUGGAGAAGGAAAGUUACCGUAAUAAUAAAGCUGUUAAAAAUUUUCAAGAAGUUAACUGCGACAAAGACAUGGAAACUUUUGAUAUGCAACGGGACUACCAGUCGGAUCUUGCUGCCAGCAACUCGCUUGAUUUCCUUUCUAACAGCGAUAACGGUGAUAUAAUGGUUAACGAUGUUUUUGAGAUUGAUGCUGGUGCGAAUGAUCAUUCAGGACACGAAUUGGUAACAGACGAUGAUUCAAGUUUUCAGAUAACGCCUCCAACAAGCUCCUGGAAGAAAAGCUUGAUUUUCUUCUACUUGGAUGAUAACAUCAACGAUGGCUUCAUUGCUGAUGAGAAUGAGUUUUGCAUUGCUGCAUCACUGAUCGACAAGAAAUAUGUCAACAACAAUUACAACAUGCAUCAAAGUUACCGGUCUGGUCAUUUUACACCUUGUAAACUCAAUAGAAAAAAUAUGACUUGCCUAUUACUAGAGGAGCCGGAACAACGGAAACGAGGCGUGAGACAAAAAUAA
Helobdella robusta is the source of this 573-nucleotide messenger RNA. RefSeq lists its product as hypothetical. NCBI's taxonomy places the organism in Eukaryota, Metazoa, Annelida, Clitellata, Rhynchobdellida, Glossiphoniidae. The transcript has a single exon. The coding region runs from base 1 to 573 and encodes 190 amino acids. The record is from RefSeq and is a predicted model, not a curated record.